AGUUUUGACUGAAGCUGCAAUCUCUUCUCUCAACUUCCAGCUUCCUGAAAACUUGCUGAGCAAAUAUGACUGGAUCAGGCAGUGGCAGCUAAAAGAGAAACUGGGCAGGAAGAUGGGAGAAAUAAGUGAUGAAAUUAAAGAAUAUUUAAUACUUCUAAGGAAAAAGUGGAAGAAUGUAAGUGAAAUCAAGGGUCCUGUGGAGAAACAAGAAGCUUGUGAUAAAUUAUUUAAAAACGAAGAGGACGAGUAUAGUCUCUAUGAAGCACUGAAAUUUUUGAUGCUUAACACCGCCAUUGAAUUAUACAAUGAUGAUAAAAAUGGAAGGAGAGUUCCUGUCUUCUCAUGGUUACUGUUUGCACGGGAUACAUCUAGCAACCCCUGUCAGUUAAUGCAUAACCAUUUGAAUCAUAUUGGUCACAGUGGAGGCCUUGAACAGGUGGAAAUGUUUCUCCUUGCUUAUGCUCUGCAGCAUACCAUCCAAGUGUAUCGACUGUAUAAAUAUAGUACUGAUGAAUUCAUCACACUUUAUCCCAGUGACCCGGAGGAGGGCUGGCCUGUGGUGACUCUCAUCACUGAAGAUGACAGACAUUAUAAUAUUCCAGUCAGAAUGUGCCAAGAGACUGUCCUGUAAACAAGUGGUUUUUGGCAGACAAACCUGUGCUGCUUAUUGAGGUUUCCAGUGCUGUUUUGAAACAAGAUGA
Molecule: messenger RNA, 701 nt
Organism: Pterocles gutturalis (yellow-throated sandgrouse)
Lineage: Eukaryota; Metazoa; Chordata; Aves; Pterocliformes; Pteroclidae
Gene: OTULIN
Product: OTU deubiquitinase with linear linkage specificity
Exons: 3
Biological process (GO): protein linear deubiquitination
Molecular function (GO): cysteine-type deubiquitinase activity
Source: RefSeq, a predicted model, not a curated record